GGUAGACAAUGGAGGGAGGCGCGGGCGUGGGCAGCGUAGCUUCCCUUACGAUGGACUGCGAGGAUAUGUUUAAAGAGAUAACAAAGAAGCUUUACGGCGAAGAGGCGACUGUGGGUGUGGGAGUGGGCGUGGGCGUGGGCGGCGUGGUGGGCGUGGAGUUCCCCGCGGCCGAGCGCGACCUACAAGACGACGAGUUGCGUCCCGAGGAGCACAUCACCGCCUGGGGCCUCGCCGCGCUCAUGCAGAACGGAUUCCCUCCACCGGGAAUUUUACAGGCUAACUUCACACCCCGCACGGAUCCGACGGCGGAGGACCGCUGGACGGCGGCUGAGGAGCCGCUGGCGUGGGCGCACUCGCGCGUAGCCGCCUACAACCCCGCGCAACGACUCUUUAAGUGCACCGACUGCGAGUGCGUGGGCUUCCUGGCGCGCGUGGCGGAGCACUGGCUGGGCACGCACUCGCAGGCGCGCGCCUUCCAGUGCCCGCUGGCGGGCUGCGGGUUCGCGAGCGGCUGGGCGCGCGCCGUGCGCCAGCACCUGGCGCGCGACCACCACUCCGACCCCGCCGCCGCCGACCACCUGCUGCGCGACAACCCCGCGCUGGACGACCUCACGCGCUACUUGCAGCGACUCAAGACUAAGGUAGAGACCGCGCGCACCGAAAGACGUACCGUCGCCAGCACUGUGGUGGCGAGCGCGGUCGUCGGCGAGGCGACCGCGCCGCAGUCCGAGAGCGGCGGCGAGGGCGGGAAGCGCUACGCCUGCGCCGCGUGCCCGUACGCAACCGACCGCAGGGAUCUGUUCACGCGCCAUGAAAAUAUUCACCGUGACGAAAAACCAUUCCACUGCUAUCUGUGCCAGAAGCAGUUCAAUAGGGCCGACCACGUCAAAAAACACUUUCUUCGCAUGCACAGAGAUCAGCCAUAUGAUUUGAAUAGAAUUCGGCGAACUAAUGUCAAGAGUGCGGGAAACGGAGGGUCGACGACGAUGUACUGCAGUGGGCAAGCCGGUGCCGGCGCCGUGGCCACUGCGACCAAAGCUGCGGACGCGGCGCUGCCCACGCUACCGCCGGCGCCCCCCGCCGAGUGCCGUGCGCCACCCGUCAAGCUAGAGCGCGCGCCGCUCGUCAAGACCGACACGCCGGCGACCGCGACUCACAAACCCAGUGCGUCGAGUCCGGUCAGGCGUAAGCAGGGGGAGCGGCGGUACGCUUGCUGCUACUGCGCGUGGUCCGGUGUGGACAACUGGUGCCUGAAGCGGCAUCUCAACACUCACCUGAAGCCGUUUGCAUGCGCGCUGUGCGAGUACAAGGCGGCGCGUGCCGAGCGCCUCGCCACGCACGUGCACAAAGUGCACAACAAGAAGGCCUGCGCCAAGUGUCCCUUCCUGGCGGACGAUCAGCAGCAGUUGGCGCUUCAUCUGCGCGACGCACACCACAUCGAGAGCCGCAACUUGAAGGUGCCGUCGGGAGUGAACCGCGGCGGGUUCGCGGGUGGCGCGCCGCAGGCGGCUCCCGGGAGCGCGGUGGCGCCGGGCCCGUUGCCGGGGGCGGGCACGCAGGCCGUGGGCGGCGCGGGCGCGAGCAGCGCGGCGGCGGGCGGCGCGGGGGCGGGUGGAGCGGCGGCGGGCGGCGGGCGGCGGCGCGAGAGCAGGGCGGCGGGCGCGGCGCGGCUGUUCGGUUACCUGGAGGCGUCGGACGGCUCGGGCGACGAGUACGAGCCGCCGCCGCUGCCCGCCGAGUUCGGCGCGGCGCCGCACUACGCGCGCGACAAGGAAAACGCCGCGCCGCCGCCGCUGCACCACGCCCUGCACCACGACCACUGCCUCCGCUACUAGAUACACUACCUUCUGCUCCGACAACAAUAAACCUCUGUAUUAUAA
Messenger RNA from Melitaea cinxia (Glanville fritillary), 1880 nucleotides. RefSeq names its product protein charlatan (gene chn). Lineage: Eukaryota; Metazoa; Arthropoda; Insecta; Lepidoptera; Nymphalidae. The record is from RefSeq and is a predicted model, not a curated record. The transcript is spliced from 5 exons. The coding region runs from base 9 to 1835 and encodes 608 amino acids.